Messenger RNA from Hyaena hyaena (striped hyena), 1119 nucleotides. RefSeq names its product pterin-4 alpha-carbinolamine dehydratase 1 (gene PCBD1). The record is from RefSeq and is a predicted model, not a curated record. Gene Ontology annotation, molecular function: 4-alpha-hydroxytetrahydrobiopterin dehydratase activity. The coding region runs from base 373 to 687 and encodes 104 amino acids. Lineage: Eukaryota; Metazoa; Chordata; Mammalia; Carnivora; Hyaenidae. The transcript has 4 exons. Gene Ontology annotation, biological process: tetrahydrobiopterin biosynthetic process.
CGAAUUGUACACUUGGGUUAUGUGCAGUUUCUUGCAGGUCAAUACCUCCAUCAGUUGUCUUUAAAAAAGAGAAAGGUAAUCUCACGUCCAGAGUGACACGGAUGGUAAGUGGCAGAGAGCGAUUCAAAUGCGGAAGUCCGCACGCACCUAGAGCCCCAUGUUUUCAGUCCCUGAGCUCCCGGUGACGAGAGCCCUCAGGAAAGUGCUGGAAAAGGGCAGAGGCCGAGCGCGCGGGUCGCGGCCGAGUUAACGAUUACCGGUGGGCGGGCCCUCGCCGUCCCGCCCCGCCCCUCCCGCUGCCCCGAGGGCCCGGCGCCGCCCCGCUGCCCGGCCGCCACCUGCCGCUCGGCCGCGUCCGCACCUGCGCCCGCCAUGGCUGGGAAAGCACACAGGCUCAGCGCCGAGGAGAGGGACCAGCUGCUGCCAAACCUGAGGGCCGUGGGGUGGAACGAGCUGGAAGGCCGAGAUGCCAUCUUCAAGCAGUUCCAUUUCAAAGACUUCAAUCGGGCUUUUGGCUUCAUGACAAGGGUGGCCCUGCAGGCGGAGAAACUGGACCACCACCCCGAAUGGUUUAACGUGUACAACAAGGUCCACAUCACCCUGAGCACCCAUGAGUGUGCCGGCCUUUCAGAACGGGACAUAAACCUGGCCAGCUUCAUCGAACAAGUGGCGGUGUCCAUGACAUAGGCCCUGCCCUUCCUCUUUGAAAUCUUCAGGGCAGUGGGGGGACUGAAUUGGGAAUCCAGGGAGGGAACCGGGGAGCCGGGAGAUGUUCUACACAGAAUUGCCAAGUGGACCCCCCCACAGCCUCUGUUGAGUGGAGGGUCCUUGCUGUGGAAGGAGGAGAUGCCGCCUCACUGCUGACCCCUCUUCAUCCCCAGCACUCUGUUACAUGUAUGCUGAUUGAGGACGAUCUUCCCGUUCUGCAGGACUUCGCAGCAACAGUAAUGGUCUUGCCAGGCUGUGUCUUGCUCCCUUUCUAAUUCAUUUCCCAAGAAGCUGUGUCUCAGAUGCACCGUCUUAUCUUAGAAACCAGGACCCUAACAUCAACCCCCCGGUAUGUGACCGAAACACGCGUGCUUUUAUGCCUCAAAUAAAACUCGUUUCACUCGGCCUCAA